Molecule: messenger RNA, 393 nt
Organism: Striga asiatica
Lineage: Eukaryota; Viridiplantae; Streptophyta; Magnoliopsida; Lamiales; Orobanchaceae
Source: the annotation of a GenBank genome assembly
AUGUCAACGUCAAUCGAAGGUACAUUGGAAGGAAUGAGCAUGAGGAGUAAUUUGCAGAUCGCGAAAGCGAAAGCGAUAACAACCAGAGGCCACCAAAACGCCAUCGUUCGUUUGCUCCGGAUCAAUCCAUGGACAAGCACCAGUGCACAUGACUUUCAUGCGAAGGAGGACGGUUCGAGGAGAGAAGCGAGGGAGCUGGCGGCGGAAGUCGAUUCAGCGAAGUGGAGCAGCGGGUUGCCGGCCGGGUCGAUUCGCCAGAGAGAAAAGGAGUUGACACAUGCUUCUCAGAAGAUGAGCGAACGGAUGCUUGCGAUUCAUGACAAGGAACAGAACAUGAGCCGCCUCUUUCUCUCUCGAUUCAUGAAGAACGAUCGGGUGCUUGUCGGAAGAUGA